AUGGCGUCAUCAGCUAUUUGCCCGAUAUCUGGGUCGAUGCGGCCUCUCUUCCACUUCACGGCUGAUGAUGCCGUUAUUCUAGCGAUGGAGCACAACAAUCACAGCAAGCUACUUGCUAUAUCUACGUCAAAAAAUGAAGUUUUUGUGACGUCGACGCGCAAUAUGCCUAUAAAAAACACCACAACGUUAGAAGAAGAUCAGGCGAGGUGGGAUCCAGCAGGUGUCACGGUGCUGAUCGACCGUCUGCGAUUCCCUUGUACUCACCUCGCCUGGGCACCAUGGCAGCAUGGCAUGUACUUAGCGUGUGUUUGCCGAGGUAAGCAAGUGCGUCUUUAUCGCCUCUCGCAUGGUCACUGGUCGCUGGACGAGGUGAUAACUGUACAGGACUGCAGUUCGGUAGCGUUUUCUGUUCACUUCACGAUGGCGUGUGCAUGCACCAAGGGGAAGGUGCUAAUAUUCGCGCAAACGACUGCUAACGAGGAUGGCACGUGGUCUCCUUACAGCACAUAUUCAUUAGAAGAAGGCAACGGUGCUAUGACUACGUCGCUGAAGAGCCGCAAUCGCGUCGUUAGAGGCUCCACGUGUGUUGGAUGGGACGAAACAGGCAGUUUUCUAGCGUUGGGAGACGAGGAAGGUGUUUUGCGCGUUUUUAAUGUGUCCAGUGAAGGUAGAUGCCUUGGUGAAGUGGCUUACACGUCUGAUCCACUUUCCGGCCGUGGGCGACGUGUGCUACAGGUGUCGUGGUCACCAGGGGCGGGUCGCAGCUUCUUUAUCCUCGCCGUGGUGACAUCUUACCGGGUAACACUUCUUUUUUUCAGGCGCGCACGAUUAGGCGUUUUGGUUUGUACACAGACAAACGCGGCGUCGCAGCAGCAGUUGCUACUAUGUGCGAAGACAAGUUCUAGUAUGGAGGAAGUGACAGAACUUUCAUGGAAUACCAAUGGUACACGUUUUGUCACUGCUCACACGGAUGGCGCAGUGUGUGCGUGGGUGGUAGAUAUAUCAUAUCAGCGAAACUCACGCGUGCCUCUUGGUGAGACUGAAGGUGAAGGCGACAGUGGCGGGAAUGGCAUGCUGCACCACACCGGCGCUUCAGAGCCGGAUGAUAGCUUGGUUCUGGUAACGUCGAUCCGUAAGGUUCCUGUGGUUCACCCAUAUCACGGUGGGGAACAGUGA
Messenger RNA from Trypanosoma grayi, 1176 nucleotides. RefSeq lists its product as hypothetical. The transcript has a single exon. The record is from RefSeq and is a predicted model, not a curated record. Gene Ontology annotation, molecular function: structural molecule activity; protein binding. NCBI's taxonomy places the organism in Eukaryota, Euglenozoa, Kinetoplastea, Trypanosomatida, Trypanosomatidae. Gene Ontology annotation, cellular component: nuclear pore outer ring; Seh1-associated complex. Gene Ontology annotation, biological process: cellular response to amino acid starvation; positive regulation of TORC1 signaling. Bases 1 to 1176 code for a protein of 391 amino acids.